Saccharomyces mikatae IFO 1815 is the source of this 2760-nucleotide messenger RNA. RefSeq names its product Lpx2p (gene LPX2). The transcript has a single exon. The coding region runs from base 1 to 2760 and encodes 919 amino acids. The record is from RefSeq and is a predicted model, not a curated record. Gene Ontology annotation, biological process: eisosome assembly. NCBI's taxonomy places the organism in Eukaryota, Fungi, Ascomycota, Saccharomycetes, Saccharomycetales, Saccharomycetaceae.
AUGUCACUAAUAUCUUCGUUACAUACUGCAAAUGUAGAAUCUGUCCAAACCACCUCUGAACAUACUACAGAGAGAAAGACGGUUAGAGUAUCCACUUUGCAGAAGCCGUUGCAUUCAUCUGAAAUGCAUCGCGUGGCUCCGGAAACACCUCGCUCAAUUUCAGAUGAUGUGCACCAACUGAAGAGCAUAUAUUCUACUUACCAGGACUGUGGACAACCUUUAAGUAAAGAGGCCAUAUUCCAUGCAAAACAAAAGUAUGGCAUUUUAAAUACUCCUGCUAAUCAUCGAACACUUGGCUUAGGAGAUUCUGGUAGUGAUUCAGCAGACCUAGCAGCCCGCUUGGCCAGUAGAAAAAUCAAAGGCUUACCCAAUGACUCUGUCGAGUCAACAAUUGAACAGAAGGCUCAAAAUGAGGCGUUUAAGAUAACCUUUUCGAAGAUACCAUUAACGCCACCUGAAGAUGUGCCCAUGAUAGUCAAUUUGGGUCUCAAAGGAAAGCGAGACGUUUUAACAAGGUUAGCUGCACAAAAAGCGCUAUCUCACAAUUUUCCAUUAGAUGAUUCCACCAAUGGCGCCUCUGGUGGUUCUAGCCUUAAAAAAAACAAGCCUUUGGGUUCUCCUAUUGGAAAUGAGUUUGAUGCUAACAUUGUUAAUCCACAGCACCCCGCAGGUUUCAAAUCCCUGGACUUAUCUAAUGUAUUAGAUGGAGCAGAGAGAAAAGCAAUCAGUAGAAUCAAUAAUAGGUUAUAUCCAAAAAAGGUAAAUUUCAAAAAUGGACUACAAACCGGUGGCGAGAGUGGUGCAUCGAAAGCUAACAAAGAGGUUUUUAAGAAAGGAACUUUGGAAAAGCUUGAAUGUUCUGCUGAGCAAUUUGUAGAGUCUCAAACUGGUAAUGAAAGACAAAGGCUAAAUGAUCGUCAAUAUAUGUACGCAAAGAGUGCGGCUGAUGCAGUGAAAAAUCUUGAUCCAAAGGCAUUGGCAGAUCCGGAUUUUGCCUCAAGAGAAGUACUAAGGAAUAUGUACGUGCAGCAGGUAUCAUCUCCAGUGGUAUUACAUCAAGCUCAGAAGCUUGCAGACAAAAAAUUGCAGGAUAUUGACUCGGGUGACACCUAUAGGAUUCUUUUUGGUAACUCAGCUUACAAUAAGAUCGCUGUUAAGAUCGCUUUAGAGCACUAUUCUACUAACCAAGAGCAAAAAAAAAAAAUAUACUUGGGCGGAGGUUUGUGGAUCACUCCAGAAGAAGUCAAUGUUGUAGCCAAAAACUUGAUAUCGCCAGUCAUCAAUGAAAUUGAUGAAAGAGCUAGCAGACAACGUGACGUUGACAAAAGUAUUGAGAGAAGGUCAAGAACUCUUGAUCAGGAAUAUGAGAAUUGGAACUUCAUGGAACGCACAAAAGAGCAGAAUGACAGACAACUACUGUUGGCUAUGGAAUCAAAAGAACAACAGGAAAAAGCUGAUGAGAGGGCUCAGGGGAGGAGAAACUAUGAUUCGAUGGCACAUAAUAUGGACAUCAAAGUACAGCAGAAGGAGAGAGAACUUCAAAACACCAAACAAAAUCGUGAAAAUUUGAGGUAUGAACUGCAAGAAUUGUUGUCCAAAAAUCUGUCAAAAGAAGAUGAUGAAUUGAAAGAUUGGAAUGAUACAUGUGAAAGAGACCUCAGGGAGUCGAAAAUUGAACACAAUAAGGUAGUUAAAUCGCGUCCCAAAAAGUUGAGAAUUUUCAAGAAAGGAUAUGAAGAAUUGUUGGAUGAGCGCAAUAGGAUACAGGCGGAACUGAAAAUGCUCAAAGCUUCAAUCGCUGGGCACAGAACUGCAAUCCAUGACCUAAAAGAAAAUAGUAACGUUGAUGGAGCUUUAUCAGCUAAACAUGGUCAGAAAAUUAGUAGUGGAGAGCCCUUUUUAGACGUUACUAUGAAUGACCCGCUGAUUAUUUCUGCAGGAAAGGCAAUAAAAGAAGCAGAGCUAGCUACCGAAGAGUGCAUGUUGAGGCAAUUGCAAGUGGAUGAAAUGGCUAUAAUCAGGAGUAUUGAGUCACAUGAGUAUGAAAGGAAACUCAGAAAGGAAAGCGAAACAGGUCUUAGGUCUAUGGACAGCACCAAAGGGCUAGGGAGUGAUUCAGGUAUUUGUCAAGAUGAUAUGAUGAACGCAGCGGCCACUAAUCAAAAAAUGGCCCGCGAAAGGGAAAGCACCUCUCCACAAGCUGCCUUCAAAAGUCGGUUCCUCUCUACAUUCAAUACCGGGAAAGAUGUAGAUAGUUCUGCCAGUGCCAGGUCAGUUACUGGUGUUAGCGGUGUUCUGGAUGAAAGACCUGAAACUUCAAAGUUUAAUAAGGAAAUUGAUUUAUCUGAAAGUGUAGCGAAGCCAGAUAAAGUCCAUGAAAGAGCUGAUGGUACCACUGAAGGUUCCGUCUUAAUCAAGAAGGAUAAUUUAUCAAGGCCAGCCGAAUGCACUCCAGGAAACAUAACAAUAGAGCAAUUUUUGUUCAGUAAAAACGGUAAUAAACAAAAACCAUCUAAAACAGAAUCUGUAACGAUGAAGAGUGAGCCUACGGUAGACUCAAUGGGGUUAGAAAAGGAUGAUGAACUGACACAUCGUAACGACAGAGGUCGUCGAUCCUUCAGUGGAUUUUCUCAGGGUUCAGUGGAAAAUGAUUACAGUAAUGAAGUUACGGAUGAUCAAGACGAAUCAGACAUAAGAGUUCGCGACUCCAAUGAUUCCCAUACCUCUCCUAAAGAAAGUUUUUUCAAAGAGAUUAUCUAA